Messenger RNA from Physeter macrocephalus (sperm whale), 1928 nucleotides. It is a transcript of the gene TRADD, whose product is annotated as TNFRSF1A associated via death domain. Gene Ontology annotation, molecular function: transmembrane receptor protein tyrosine kinase adaptor activity. Gene Ontology annotation, biological process: extrinsic apoptotic signaling pathway; positive regulation of canonical NF-kappaB signal transduction. Bases 667 to 1428 code for a protein of 253 amino acids. Gene Ontology annotation, cellular component: tumor necrosis factor receptor superfamily complex. Lineage: Eukaryota; Metazoa; Chordata; Mammalia; Artiodactyla; Physeteridae. The record is from RefSeq and is a predicted model, not a curated record. The transcript has 4 exons.
CCUCGCUGGACAAGGUGGUCUUGUCGGAUGCCUAUGCUCACCCACAGCAGAAAGUGGCGGUGUACAGGGCUCUGCAGACUGCCCUGGCAGCACUCCUUGCCCAAGACCCCCUCCCCAGUACCUACCUUUCGGGUCCCCUUUUCCCAUCUCAGGGCAGAGGCCACAGGAGGUUGAAGCCGAUUGGGGGAUCUGGCUCCGGCCUCAGAGCGGCGAGAGCCCCUCUCCUUCCAGGGUGGGGGGAGCCACACUAGGAGGCCGAAAACCUGAGACCUCCCGCCCCCUGCCCCGCCAGCCACCUACCCAGAGGGCUUGGCUGCCCAGGGCAAACGCCCCUUUCUACCCUGCAAAGUCUCUUGCACGUCCUUUUUGCCCACCCUCAUUUGGGGCUUCAGGGUUGGGGCCAGAGUAGCACACACUCCAUCCUAGGGUGCUCCCUGUGAUAGGUCCUGGCCUUUAUUCUGGGUUGUUGCUGUUUGCAUCCCAAUUUUGCUUCCCAGCUGGGAGCUCUGGCCUAUAGCCGCGCCCCUAGGUCUGGGGAUGGGGAGGGAAUCUUACCUCGGGCUUCAUCCCUCCUCCGGCCUCUUGGAGAAUGGCCCCGCAUGGGGACCGCAUGCCACCUGACUGCCCGCCUCCGCAGAGAGUGGCGGGAGCCCCGAUGUGCUGCAGAUGCUCAAGAUCCACCGCAGCGAUCCGCAGCUGAUCGUGCAGUUGCGUUUCAGCGGGCGCCAGGCCUGCGGCCGCUUCCUCCGCACCUACCGCGAGGGGGCGCUGCGCGCCGCUCUGCAAGGGUGCUUGGCGGCGGAGCUGACCCUGCACUCCAUGCCGCUGCAACUGGAGCUGCGCGCCGGCGCGGAGCAGCUAGAUGCCUUGCUGACCGACGAGGAGCGCUGUUUGAAUUGCAUCUUCGCCCAGAAGCCCGACCGGCUCCGGGAUGAGGAACUAACAGAGUUGGAGGAUGCGCUCAGGAAUCUGACGUGCGGCUCGGGGGGCCAAGGGGGCGACGUGGAGGGCGCUCCGGCCCCCUCGCAGUCUCUGGCACCCUCUCCGUCGGAGGAGAAGCCACCGCCGCCGCCGCCGCCGUCUGGCCAGACUUUUCUGUUCCACGGUCAGCCCGUAGUGAACCGGCCGCUGAGCCUGCAGGACCAACAGACGUUCGCGCGCUCAGUGGGCCUCAAGUGGCGCAAGGUGGGGCGCUCCUUGCAGCGCGGCUGUCGUGCAUUGCGGGACCCGGCGCUUGACUCACUGGCCUAUGAAUACGAGCGUGAAGGGCUGUAUGAGCAGGCCUUCCAGCUGCUGCGGCGCUUCGUGCAGGCCGAGGGCCGCCGCGCCACCCUGCAGCGCCUGGUGGAGGCGCUCGAGGAGAACGAGCUCACCAGCCUGGCAGAGGACUUGCUGGGCCUCGCGAAUCCCCAUGGCGGCCUGGCCUAGCCUGGGUACCAGAGAAAGGGGCGGUCGGCCAGUUGCCCAGCCAGGGUUUGGAGCACCUGGAUGACUGUAGGGUCCCUUCUGCUGCUACUGCUGACCUCCUGUCCACCCACGGGACUCUGAGGCCACACUUACAACCAGAGGUGACUGCCCUCUCCAGCAGUCGGACAAGCACCCACAAUGUCUGCUGGGGUGCCACUGGGAGUUCUGUUCUAGAUACUAGGAUAGAGACAGAGAGUAUGGGUGACCUGCUGCAAGAGGUCGGCCUCACCUUUUCCCACGGCAGAAGAGGGGCUUUCAGCCAGACCUUACCUCUUCAUUCAUAGAACAAUUCAUUACUAUUCAUUAAUUCAAUAUAAUUCAUUAAGGAUCUGCUGUAUCCUAGGCAUCAUCCUGGGUGCUGCAAAUACUGUGGUGAACAAAACACAGGAAUCCUGCCUGUCCCCAGUUCACACUCAGUCUGAGACUCUGAAUAUUAAGAAACAGUAAUAAAAUACUACCAG